This is a messenger RNA of Entamoeba nuttalli P19, 618 nucleotides long. RefSeq lists its product as hypothetical. Lineage: Eukaryota; Evosea; Mastigamoebida; Endamoebidae. The transcript has a single exon. Bases 1 to 618 code for a protein of 205 amino acids. The record is from RefSeq and is a predicted model, not a curated record.
AUGAAAGUCAUCAACCAGAUGAAUAUGAUCCACUAUAGAAGAGAGACUCACAAAAAAACUUCAGAAUACAAAUGUUGCUAUUCAUUUAAAGAAAAUCGAGAUUAUCAAAGUGAACAAGAGAGUCUCUUUUUGGCUCUUCUUUCUCAAGAAUUUACUAUUAAAUUAAUUUGUCCAAAUAAAAGGUGUGUUGUUACUCUUCCUUUCCUUAGAAUUUUAGAAAUCCAAAGAGGAACAGAUGAUUGUGUUGCAGUUAAUGACUGGGUUAAUAAUAGAAUUAAUGAAAGAUUAAAAGAAGAAUUAUCUCAAGGAGUUUCUCGAAAAACUGCACAAAGAAGAUCAGAAAAUUACAAAAUUACUGAAACUCUCCAUUUAAUAAUGGAUCUUCUAUCUGAAUUUGGAUAUUUUUUCCAAACAAGAACAACUACUGGAAAGAAAGGAAUGUGUAAGAUUGAUAUCGCUUAUAAAGUAUUUAAUAAAAACAAGUUGAUGUUUGACCAAGAAUCUAUUUCUCGUAUAGGAUCUGCAAUUAAUAAAAAAAUAAUUUCUCUUCCAUCAGAAAAUGGUAUAAUUACAAUAAAAAAAGGAUAUUUAGAAUUACUUCAAAAUAUAUCUUUGUAA